This is a messenger RNA of Nicotiana attenuata, 1840 nucleotides long. Its product is annotated as alcohol-forming fatty acyl-CoA reductase-like. The transcript has 10 exons. Gene Ontology annotation, biological process: suberin biosynthetic process; long-chain fatty-acyl-CoA metabolic process. The record is from RefSeq and is a predicted model, not a curated record. Gene Ontology annotation, molecular function: alcohol-forming very long-chain fatty acyl-CoA reductase (NADP+) activity. Gene Ontology annotation, cellular component: intracellular membrane-bounded organelle. The coding region runs from base 125 to 1603 and encodes 492 amino acids. NCBI's taxonomy places the organism in Eukaryota, Viridiplantae, Streptophyta, Magnoliopsida, Solanales, Solanaceae.
CUUGUGUUUCAUAGCACUAUUCUUCAAUACUCAAGUCUAGUCAUAUAUUUCUUCUCAUUUCCUUUCCCUUUAAUUCUCAAUUUCUCCUCUUUCCUUUCUAUUCCUUUAUCACUAUCUUUAUACCAUGGAGUUACCAAGUAUUGUCAAGUUUCUUGAGAACAGAACCAUUCUUGUUACUGGUGCCACUGGUUUUUUGGCUAAGAUUUUUGUGGAGAAGAUACUUAGGGUUCAACCAAAUGUAAAGAAGCUUUAUCUUCUUCUAAGAGCUGCAGAUGACAAGGCAGCCAUACAACGUUUCAAUACUGAGGUAGUGGCAAAGGACCUAUUUAAGGUUCUAAAAGAAAAAUGUGGGGCAAAUUUUAGCACAUUUGUUUCCCAAAGGACCGCAAUUGUACCAGGUGACAUAACUUGUGAGAAUUUAGGAGUGAAGGACUCCAAUUUGUUGGAUGAGAUGUGGAGGGAAGUAGAUAUUGUUGUUAAUCUAGCUGCAACUACCAAUUUUGAUGAAAGAUAUGAUGUGGCUUUGGGAAUUAAUACAUUUGGAGCUAGACAUGUCCUCAGCUUUGCCAAAAAGUGUAAUAAACUAAAGGUUCUUCUUCAUGUGUCCACUGCAUAUGUAUGUGGUGAAAAGCCAGGAUUGAUGUUGGAGACACCAUACAAUAUGGGUGAGACCCUGAAUGGGACAACAGGGCUAGAUAUUGAAGCAGAGAAGAAAGUGAUGGAAGAAACACUUAAACAACUCAAAGCUGAAGAUGCUUCUGAAAAAGCCAUUACAAUAGCAUUGAAGGAGCUUGGCCUUGAAAGAGCAAGGAAAUAUGGAUGGCCAAACACCUAUGUAUUCACAAAAACAAUGGGAGAAAUGCUUUUGGGAAAUUUGAAAGAAGAUGUACCUCUUGUUAUUGUACGUCCUACUAUCAUAACUAGCACCUUUAAAGAACCUUUUCCUGGUUGGGUUGAAGGUAUCAGAACUAUUGACAGUCUAGCAGUUGGAUACGGUAAAGGAAGAAUAACUUGCUUCCCUGGCAAUCCUAAAACCAUAUUAGAUGCGAUUCCGGCAGAUAUGGUGGUGAAUGCAAUGAUAGUAGCAAUGGUGGCUCAUGCUGAUCAAAGGGGAAGUGAGACCAUAUACCAAGUUGGAUCCUCAGUUUCAAACCCUUUGGAAAUCACUAAUCUUAAAGAAUAUGGAUUCAAUUACUUCACGAAAUAUCCAUGGAUUAACAAAGUGGAUGGAAAACCUAUUAUUGUUGGCCAAGUUACAAUGUUGAAUACUAUGGAUAGUUUUCGCAAAUACAUGGCCCUUCAUUACUUGCUUCCUUUGAAGGGAUUGGAAAUAGUUAACACAGCAUGUUGCCAAUACUUCCAAGGCAAAUACUUGGAACUUUACAGGAAAAUCAAAUUUGUAAUGAGGUUGAUAGACCUUUAUGGACCCUACUUAUUCUUCAAGUCAAUAUUCGACGAUUUAAAUACAGAAAAAUUGCGUAUGGUAGCAAAAGAGAGUGGCGUUGAAACGGACAUAUUCUACUUUGAUCCCAAGACUAUCAACUGGGAAGAUUAUUUCAUGAAAACUCAUCUUCCUGGAGUUGUAAGAUACGUGUUUAAGUAAUUAAUUAAUUAAUGCUGAAAUUUGAUCAGUAAUACACAAUUAAGAUGAUUUAUAUUGCUAGAGAGAUUUAAAGUUAUACCAUUUUAAAUUGUAUCAAAUUUUACGUUGCUAGCUGUUACGAAUUUCAUUCAGUGUAUCCAUUUCAAUUUGUUGUAUCAUUAUCCCUAUUUGUUCUGAAAAAUGUUAUAGCAAACUGAAGAAAGCAUUUAUCUAUAAAAUAAUUGCGUUUCUUCUUCC